Prosopis cineraria is the source of this 951-nucleotide messenger RNA. Its product is annotated as dirigent protein 19-like. Bases 78 to 659 code for a protein of 193 amino acids. The transcript has a single exon. The record is from RefSeq and is a predicted model, not a curated record. NCBI's taxonomy places the organism in Eukaryota, Viridiplantae, Streptophyta, Magnoliopsida, Fabales, Fabaceae.
UUUACACACACAAAUUAUUACCCUAUAAAUAUCCCUUCAUGUUCUAACCCUAAUUAUCAAAUCCAACAAGAAAAGCCAUGGCUCUCCGUUCAUCAACCUCUCUUCACCAUCUUCUUCUUCUUCUUCUUCUUCUUCCUCUCUUGCUUCUUACCUUAACCCCAUCAAAGGUCGCCGCCAGUUCUCACCACCACGACCGCCACGGCCACCUGAAGUCCCUCCACUUCUCUCUCUUCCAACACGAAACCAUAAACAAAACAGGCUACAUCAUAGUAGAAGGUAUUACAGGAGGACCAGGAGUGACUCAAACGACAACCCCAUUUGGUACCUAUUUUGUGUUUCAGGACAUUUUGACUGAGACAGUCAACAUGUCGUCCAAAGUUGUCGGGACGGCAGAAGGAACAUCCAUAACCUCGAGCUUUGAUGGGCUUCAGAGCAUCUCAGUCGCUAAGCUGACUCUGAACUUGAAAAACCACAAGGGGUCUGUUUCUGUGGUUGGAGUGACCAACAAUGUGAAGCACUCGAAUCUUCCGGUGGUGGGAGGUACUGAGGAUUUCUUGUUCGUGCAAGGUUACGUUGCUUCUUCUCCGAUUGAUCUCAAGGGUCGGACCGUUGUGUAUAAGAUUGAGUUUCAUCUGUAUUGGCCUCCUUAUGCUUCUUGAAGACAUGGGUUUGAUGGAUUAUAGUGUUUUGAUUUAAUUAUUAAGGUUUCAAUAAUUUCAACGUCUUUGGAUGAAGAAAGUUCCCCUAGCUAGUCGGUGAUUUAAUGGUGGGUUCUUAGAAGGUAGCCUUUCAUUUUCUUGUCUGUCGUUUGUGCGUAGAGCAGUUUAUUUGUGCAUUGAAAAUGAAUUAGUCUCGUUAAAUUAAAUUAAAAUAUUCAGUGAAACCUACAAUACAUGGAGAACUGGGAGUCGAGACAAGAUGUUUGAAUCUUUGACUUUUAUUUUUGCUUUA